Pyrus x bretschneideri (Chinese white pear) is the source of this 1674-nucleotide messenger RNA. RefSeq lists its product as uncharacterized. The coding region runs from base 256 to 1215 and encodes 319 amino acids. The transcript is spliced from 2 exons. NCBI's taxonomy places the organism in Eukaryota, Viridiplantae, Streptophyta, Magnoliopsida, Rosales, Rosaceae. The record is from RefSeq and is a predicted model, not a curated record.
AUGGUGCACCACCAACGCCAUCGAUCGCAGCAACCAUAAAAACGGCACGCAACUCCCUCUCUCCUCCCACGUGACCCGCCAAGAUCCAACCUUUCACUCUCCCCCAACCCUCCUUCACCUCACUUUCUCCGCCUCCACAUUCCCACCAAAUCCAAAACUCUCCCUCCUCUCUCCUCCCCACCUUCCCCUCUCUCUCCCGCCGUAAUUGCCGCCGCCUCAUUUCCUUUCCGCCGCUUCCCAGGUUGUGUUUUGUAAAUGGCCAAAGUUAACAAGUUGCGACGUAAACAUGACUUCCGAGCUGUAAAGAAGAUCCAGCAUCCAUUAAAGGUUCUUAAAGAUGUGCAUUCAAAAAAGAAACCUCACAAAGCAGUGGAGAAGAAAGAUUGGGAAAAUGUGACAUGUUCGGUCUGCAUGGAGUUCCCUCACAAUGCUGUUCUCCUCCUUUGUUCCUCUUAUAAUAAGGGUUGUCGCCCAUAUAUGUGUGCCACUGGCCAUCGCUAUUCAAACUGUCUCGAACAAUAUAAGAAAGCGUACACAAAAGCAUGUUCAAUUCAAAAUUCUCAACCAUGGAAUGGACCAAUGGACAGUUUAGGUUUCAGUUCAAGUGAAGGGGAGCCCAAGGAGAAGACAGAUGUACCAGAGCUUUUAUGCCCGCUAUGUCGGGGGCAAGUGAAGGGUUGGACAGUGGUGGAACCAGCACGAGAAUAUUUUGAUGCCAAGAAGAGAACAUGCUUGCAGGAAAAUUGCUCAUUUGCUGGAACUUAUAAACAGCUCAGAAAACAUGUUAAGGCAAAGCACCCAUUGGCACGACCCCGAGAAGUGGAUCCUUUACUUGAAGAAAAAUGGAAGAAGCUUGAGUAUGAGAGAGAGCGAAGUGAUGUUAUCAGCACAAUAGUGUCAUCUACUCCAGGGGCAGUGAUCAUGGGGGAUUAUGUGCUGGAGCCAAACCCUGAUGGCAUUUACAGUGAUUCUGAUUCGGAGCUAGAUGAUGACAGUGACUCAGAUGAUUUUGGAUUUGGUUCAUUUGAUAUUGGUGGUCUCUUCUCACGGCGCACGAUUUUGGAUGAAAAUGGUUUUUUGCGUGCUUCAGCUUCUCGUUCUGCCUUUGCACCUCGACGUGGUUCUGUUCGAGGCAGGGGAGUGGUGCGGAGGCUUGUCGGGCUUAGAGGUGGGGGCGUGCAGCGUAGAAUUAGAGAACCUGGACGAUUCUUAUGACGAAAAUUGCCCAAAUGUUGGGGAGAAUGCAUUCUACUUUUGCGAUUUUCUUUUCAAUGCAUUCACCUCAUUGAUGCACCUUGUUAUGGUAUGCGUUAGAAGUAUUGUCAUUUUCAUUGGAAACUUAGGCAGUUGAACCCACUUUUUUGGUUUCGAAUCAUUGCUUCUGCGGCCUGGAUUGCACGCUGUGAUUAGUGACAGGUUACUGAUUAACAGGUUGUAGGAAAUGCAGAUGGCUGGGCAUAAACCCUGGAUACUUGAGGGCAGUUUCGUGUUCAAUAUUCCUCGUAGAUUGUAUUGAUCGGUUAUUCUUUGUCUUUCAACAGGGGUGAAUAGUGUACCUUCUUUUUAUCUUCUCUUAAAUUCUGAAUUCAGUGACCUACCGUGUUGAUUCUUUUGCCAAUUUCAUUUAUAGCUGGUGUACAGCUUCUGGAGGAAUAAUGUAUUUCCUUGUGUGAA